Aspergillus pseudonomiae is the source of this 2067-nucleotide messenger RNA. RefSeq lists its product as uncharacterized. NCBI's taxonomy places the organism in Eukaryota, Fungi, Ascomycota, Eurotiomycetes, Eurotiales, Aspergillaceae. The transcript has a single exon. The coding region runs from base 241 to 2067 and encodes 608 amino acids. The record is from RefSeq and is a predicted model, not a curated record.
GGGUGCUUCUCUGCUUCGUGGAGUCGGUUGAUCUUGAAACCCCGUAUGUUUUGCGCCGCCUGAGACUGUAUACCUCCAUACUGAAGAAAUUUAUCAGUAUCGUUUUCUGGAAGUUGAUUGGAUCGGACGGCUUCAGAAUUUCAGGCAGUACGUGUGGUUCAUGUCUGGGAAAGCUUCCAGCAGUCCGUACAUCUAAGCUUGUGGCUGGUUACCACAUCAAAUCCGGCAGACUACUGAGGCAUGUCCUCAAUUUCCGGUGAUCGUUCCCCACGCUUCAUCCUACCUCAGUCUGCCCAGCCAUACACAUCUAUAUUUGGUGGUUCUAGCAGCCAAGAUGUUGCAGAUCUCCAACCGUACCCGGAAUGGCAAGGGGACGCCACUUUUGAUUCUGAUGACGCCGAUGUGUCUAUGAAAGAUAUACCAAUGGUUGAGGAUGAUCAUUCCGAUGAUUCUACCUACAGAGACAGUGACGAAGACGAGUCCGGGUCAGAAGCCGGAGGCUCUCCGCAGAGAGCGCCCCAAAGCACUGCGAAUGCCGCCACUAUUCACAGUGAUAUUGAUGGCCCACCAUCAUCUCCUGCAUAUCGGCCCAAUAGAUUCCGCGGCGCUGAAUCGCAAUGGAGAAAGCUGACUGCUGAAGAUAGACAGAAUGCUGAAGCUUUGGAAACGAUUCGGGCUAGAGACCUUGCAGCUCAUCUGUACAACGCGUAUGCGUUGCGAGUACGGGCCCGUGAGCUAGCAAGGCAAGCUGUCGAAGCUGGCGAAUCAGAAGAUGAAACCAAAUUUUUUGGCCCUCCAAAGCGAUGGGCAGCAUGGCCCAUGUCGGCUACUGAGGUGCCUCGCGGAAACGAGCAUGUCCGUAGAGGGGAAGACGAGGCAUGGACUUUGAGAAUGCGGCCGGAUCCUCGUCUAAGUGCCGAGUUAGAGGAAUCGCUCAUGGCUAUAAUGCUCAAGGACGCAAAGGAAAAAUUCCAGACUAGGCCUUGGGACGACAAGCUUUCCUCUGUACAACAGUGGGCAAUGUCUCAAGCCAAGACACAAAAUGACACUGCCGCCGAUGGGGAACAGGAAAGCGAUCUCGAUUUACUUGAUGAACCCUCACUACGUCCUGUCGUUCAGGCUGACGAUGAAAAAUCACGACUCCAAUUACGACCGCUGACCCGAAAUAUACUCACCCAAUUUGAUGACCUACUUAUGGCUCUUCAUAACGCUCGCAACGGUGGAGGAGGAGCGGACGACAGCUCCGCAAGUGAGUGGCAAACAGAUACAGAGAGUAUUGCCUCUAGCAUCUCAUCCCGCAAGAGAAGAGCAGUACAAACUACCGCUGAGCGAAGUCAAUCGAGGGGUAGGAAGCGCACGCGCAGGUCAUCCACCCGAACUGGGUCAAGCCGUCCACGUUCUCACAGUGGGCAUGCAUCAAGUGGACGAGCAUCUUCCCGGCUCAGCUCACGUUGUCAACCAACAUCACAGUACUCAAAGCCGCGGGGACGUUCAACUGGCAGCGACCGCAAAAGGUCGGCAAGUCAUAUGCGUCUUGGCCUCCGCGACUGGAGCGAAGUAUUAGGUAUUGCCUCUAUGAUCGGCUUUCCACCAGCCGUGGUAAUGCGUUCUUCACAAAGAUGUGCCGCUCUGUUUCGUGAGGAUAUGGAGUUUCGGGUUUUGCAAGAAGGUACCUUACAGCAAGUUCAGGACGGGAAUUCUUCUACAUGGAUCUACGCGGAAGUUGAGCCCGAGGAACCUGAAGCUUCGCUGCCGCCUCCUUCACCUCCUCGUACCAAACCAUCCCUCUCCCGCACGGCUUCUGUGAAGAAGGCUUCUAGCACCCGAGUUACUAGCCCUGCUACCGAUCAUACUGAUGAGGUGACCAAGCGCAAAGGCAAGGGUCAACACCGCAAGCAAGAUUUAAUAUGCCCCAUCGGGACGUGUCCUCGGCAUAUCAAUGGGUUCACACGGACAUGGAACCUUAACUUGCACAUGAAACGCAUGCAUCCUGGAUAUCUCCCGAAGAGUACUGACUCAAAAUUCAAGUCUUCCACUGUCGGCCUUGCUGGUGAUACUGACGGUUAA